GGUGAAGGCGAGGGGGUGAGCGGGGGACCGGAGCGGGCGGCGGUGGCCGCCGCGCCUCCCCAUGGCGAAGAAAACCUACGACCUGCUCUUCAAGCUGCUCCUCAUCGGGGACUCGGGGGUCGGCAAGACCUGCGUGCUCUUCCGCUUCUCCGACGAUGCCUUCAACACCACCUUCAUCUCCACCAUCGGGAUAGACUUCAAGAUUAAAACCGUUGAAUUACAAGGAAAGAAGAUCAAGCUACAGAUAUGGGACACAGCAGGGCAGGAACGAUUUCACACCAUCACCACCUCCUAUUACAGAGGUGCCAUGGGAAUCAUGCUAGUAUAUGACAUCACCAAUGCCAAGAGCUUUGAAAACAUCAGCAAGUGGCUCAGAAACAUAGAUGAGCAUGCCAAUGAGGAUGUGGAGAGGAUGCUGUUAGGAAACAAGUGUGACAUGGAAGAUAAAAGAGUUGUCCCUAAAGCAAAAGGCGAACAGAUUGCUAGGGAGCAUGGUAUUAGGUUUUUCGAAACUAGUGCAAAAGCAAAUAUAAACAUUGAGAAGGCAUUCCUCACAUUAGCAGAAGACAUUCUCCGAAAGACCCCCGUAAAAGAGCCCAACAGUGAAAAUGUAGAUAUCAGCAGUGGAGGUGGGGUGACGGGCUGGAAGAGCAAGUGUUGCUGAACGUUCUCCUAUAUCACCAAUCGCCAUCCACCGCCCCUUUUUUCUCGCUGCAAAACAAACCACUCUGCCCAUUUUUUAACCUUAAACCAAUGUUUUGUUCCUCAUCUUAACGAGCUCCUGUCUCCCUUUGGUUUUCCAUUUAGGACAGCUUGCGUACUCUAAUUUCCUCAACAACAUUUAUAGGAAAAUCAUCCCCGUGACUUCAUUUUUUAAUGUACCUGCUCCACUUACCACUACGUUUUGGUUGUAUUAUAGUCCCGUUCCUCCUGACAUUAAAACAUAUAGCAAUCAUAUUCAACUCUAUUCUGCAAAUUGUAUAAGAAUAAAAGUUAGAAUUAACAAUUUAUUUUGUACAACAGUGGAAUUUUCUGUCAUGGAUAAUGUGCUUGAGUCACCGUAUUCUCUAGAUGCAUCAGCCAGAGAGCCAGGAACACUCUCGUUUUCGCCUUGAGUCUGUGAAUGGGGUUUGUUUUGUCCUGUGCCUUAUGUGGAAAGGAACUUUUAGUUUCACUUUCUUUUCUUUUCUUCUGGUGGAAGCAUGUGCAGGAGACGUACCAUCCAUACUUGACCAUUUUAAAAUACCGAACUCUUUUGUGAUUGCUUUCUGUAAUUGUUGAUGUAAUGCAUCGAGGACAAAGGGUGGUGCAAAAACAAAACACAAAUGACAUUUAAUCUGCUGUGUCUCCUUUUUGGUGAUCUAGCCAUUCAAAUGUUCCUGCUGCCAUUUUUUUUUCCUCACUUGCGGCUCUUUCCUUUUGCCUGCAUGCUGCUUUUAUUUGCAUUUCUUCAUGGUGUGAUGUGUUAAUUAAAAGGAUGGCAACGUGGUAUGUUUGCCAAAAAUUUAAUACAAAGCACUGAUUUAGCUUUCAAGGUUAAAAAUGUCGAAGAUACCUACUAAUUUCCCUCUAGGCAAUGUCAGUCCACUAGUAUAUCUUCUCUCUCCUCCUGCAUAGCCGUUGGGUUUUAUGAUAUGGAAGAGUUCUUUGCAUGCACUAGUUUUCUAUGGAGGGUGAUGUGGUUGUCUACUUUAUGUGUAUGAAUAUAACAUGCAGUUCCCAAACUGACAGCAGUUAACACGAACUUUUAAGUUCUCUCUUCCCGUUAGUCGCUCGGGUGAGUUGGUCUGUAACCUCGCCAAAGGCAGAGUGAAACUAGAUUUAAAAAGAAAGGGGAAAGAAACCCAAAAGUUGGCAGUUUAAUUUAUUACCUCCCUGAAAACUUUCCAUUUUCCAGUGUUAAAAGCUGAGUCAUUGGUACUUGGGUUGGUCUGGCUCUUGAUCCAUGCUUUGGGAAUGCAGGGGGAGGAUCCCACUGGGGCUGUGGAGCCCCACUGGGAUUCACUGGCUUUUCCAGCUUGCCUUCUUGCUUUGCUCAGGCUCCAGUGUCACUGACGAUGUGGCCUCAUCCUUUUUGAAGGGGAAGGGGGUUAAGGACUGAUGGUCCAAUGCUGUCGCUUGCUCCUUCCAGACUGGGUGCUGGGUCUGCCAGCAUUGUCUGUAUGUUCCCCUGCUUUAAAACACCACUCAGGAGAGCUGAGGACAAAGAGGUGUUUUAAAUUGAAGCUUCUCCUUUAAAGCUGGGCAAGCUCGUGCUUCACUCUUGUCCAGUCAGGUCUUGGACUGUCUCUGGUAAAUAAUUAAAGUAGUAAAUAGCUCUGACUUACUUUUAACGAAGUGAUGGUGUUUUAACAUUGAAUUGCUAGUUUCUGAUCGGCUUCCCUUGUGGUCACUCGACCGAGGUGUCUCCUUUUCCUCUGUAUUUUGGCAUUUUGUCUCUGUGUGUGUUAACCCUUCCCAGCUGAGUGGCUGUUGGGGUCAUGCAGGAUGCUGGGAUAAAUCAGCACUGUGGUGCUUCUUGCGUCCCGGCAUUGUAAAUAGAGUACGGCUGCCUUUUGGCUAAACCUGCACUUUCUAACGUGAUCAAAAAGGGAAAAAUGGAGAGCUGUACAUCUAGGGUCUUGUGUAUAAUCCUUGUUUUAAACGUGAGCUUUUUAUUUGCUUCCAGGGGCUUGGCUCCCUCUUGUGUAAGUCCCGCGGGAUACCUGUAGACACUGUGUUCAUUGCAAGCCAGCAGGUAGAGAGCAGGCCACUCGCUGGUACUACCAGCUCCCCCCUCCAUUUCCUGUUCCCCUUUUCCAGUUAAUAAACUGAAAUAUUUCUAGAUGGUCUAGUUCUGUUCGUAUGAAAACUGUUGAGUUUUAACUGUGGGGCUUGGCCUCGUGUUGUGUUGUGGGGUGCAAGGCCCAGCCGAGGACAAGUGAGCAGCAAGAGGGGAUGCAGGUGCUGAAAGAUUACAAAUAAUAAUAAUAAUCAUGUUGGAGGAUUUUGCAGUAACUUUAUAUCUGCUGGUAUCUAAAAUUCCUGCUAGUUAGAGAAAUAACUGCUUGGGGAACCUCUGCUUGGAAGACCCCCCCUCCCCAGCCCUGAGCGUGGAAUGAAGCCGAAGCCCAGCCUGGAAAAGGACCGAAAGUAGUUUUCCCUGCUCCAGCCUCCCCGGCUUUAGCCAGGCCAAGCUGCCGGAGGAAGACUCAGCGCUACCUUUAUGUCAUGGCAAAUAAAGCAAAAAUCAUGUAACUUAAUUAAAUUGGUCAUGAUAACCUAAAAGCCGAGGUUGAAUCUAUCCUACAAGCGUCUCGGCCACUCUCUGUCCCGUGCCGUGCUGGUGCGGGGCAGGGGUGGAAGCGGUGCUUUGUGCUCUCCGACUCGGACGGUGGAAAAAACAGCAUCAACUUAAGGUCUAGGAUUAAUUCCCAUGCCUACAAUUUUUUACUUAAUCUUUUAAUAUUUUUGCUACUCCACUCUGGCUUUUUAUUUAAAACACAUUCUUUUGUACCACUUACUGUAUCAAAUUGUAUAAAAGAUCACUGUCCCAUUCUUGGUCAUACCAAGAGCAAAUAAAAGCUUUUAUAAACUUG
This is a messenger RNA of Melopsittacus undulatus (budgerigar), 3578 nucleotides long. RefSeq names its product RAB10, member RAS oncogene family (gene RAB10). The coding region runs from base 62 to 664 and encodes 200 amino acids. The record is from RefSeq and is a predicted model, not a curated record. Lineage: Eukaryota; Metazoa; Chordata; Aves; Psittaciformes; Psittaculidae. Gene Ontology annotation, biological process: cellular response to insulin stimulus. Gene Ontology annotation, molecular function: GTP binding; GTPase activity. Gene Ontology annotation, cellular component: recycling endosome; Golgi apparatus; insulin-responsive compartment. The transcript is spliced from 6 exons.